UGUGUUUGUGUGUGAGGAUGUGUGCAUGUAGGGUUUGAGUCCGGAUCUACCCGAUCUCCGCACACCCAGCGGAGUAUAAAGGUCCACAGGAACAGUUCGGGCGGUCUAUUCUUUGGGUAAACGCAAGGAAAAGUCAAGAUGAUGUUCGCUCUCCUUCUCGCCGCGCUGCCGGCGCUGGCUCUUGCUGAAGUGGACAGCACAUUCGUGUUCCAGUACCACCGCUACACCGCCCUCCGGAGUGCCAUGCUCGCCGUCAACAAUGACUGUCCGGACAUCACCCGUCUGUACAGUAUCGGGCAGAGCGUGCAGGGCCGUGAGCUGUGGGUCCUCGAGAUCACCGACAACCCCGGACAGCACGAGCUCGGCGAGCCUGAGUUCAAGUACGUGGGCAACAUGCACGGGAACGAGGUGCGCGGGCGUGAGUUGAUCCUGCUCCUGGCGCAGUACCUGUGUGGGGAGUACAAGGCCGGGAACAGCCGCAUCGUCAGUCUGGUCCAGAACACCCGCAUCCAUCUCAUGCCCACCAUGAACCCAGACGGAUUUGAAGUCGCCGCCAACCAGGGUCCCGACAAUAACGGCUGGACCACCGGUCGGGAGAACAUGCAGGGGAUCGAUCUGAACAGGAACUUCCCUCAGCUGAACAGCAUCGCGUACAGCGGAGAGUCAUCCGGCACCAACCAGGACCACAUCGCCAUCCCGUCCUCCUACUGGUCCGGCACGGUUGCCCCCGAGACAAGGGCGAUAAUCACCUGGCUCCAGUCUUAUCCCUUCGUUCUGUCCGCAAACAUGCACGACGGUGACUUGGUCGCAAACUAUCCAUACGACACCGCUAAGUCCGGAUCAUUCUGGGGCAGUAGCUACGCCUCUACCCCGGAUGACGCCCUGUGGCGCAGCCUGGCCACUACCUACGCGCAGGCGCACGGCACCAUGGCUACCGUCGGCGGCGGCUCCUGCGGGUUUGAGAACCAGGGCGGCAUCACGAACGGAGCUGACUGGUACAGUCUGUCGGGAGGAAUGCAGGACUUCAACUACCUGCACACCAACUGUUACGAGCUGACUCUGGAGCUGGGCUGUGACAAGUACCCACGUGAGUCCGAGCUCCGCAUGGAGUGGAACAACAACAAAGAGUCCCUCCUCGCCUACAUGGAAAAGGUCCACAUCGGAAUCAAGGGUGUGGUCAGAGACACCAACGGAAAUGGAGUUGCUGACGCCAAGAUCAAAGUUCAGGGUAACGCCCAUGGCGUCAAUUCUGCUGCCGAUGGUGACUACUGGCGCCUGCUGCUGCCGGGUACCUACAGCGUCACCGUCACCAAGGGCCAGGCCACGCAGACCAAGUCCUGCACCGUGACCAGCGGCGCCGCCACCACCUGUGACUUCACGCUGGAUGCCGCCGCCACCAGCUUGUCCGGCGGGACUGGAACCGGUACAGGAACCAGCACGGGGGGCACCAGCGAUCCCUUCUGGUGGCUCAACCAGGACUGGUUUUUCCCUGACCCCCUAAUUAACAUGUUUACGCCUCUGUCCGGAACUCCCCGAUCUCCGCACACCCAGCGGGGUAUAAAUAGGUCCAAGGGAACAGUUCAGCCUACACUUAGUGUACGGGAAACCGUAACAGAAGUUAGGAUGAUGUUCGCUCUUCUUCUCGCCGCGCUGCCGGCGCUGGCUCAUGCCGAAGUGGACAGCAGUUUUGUGUUCGAGUACCACCGUUACCCCGCCAUGCAGAGCGUGAUGAUCGCCGUCAACAAUGACUGUCCGGACAUCACCCGUCUGUACAGUAUCGGACAGAGCGUGCAGGGCCGUGAGCUGUGGGUCCUCGAGAUCACCGACAACCCCGGACAGCACGAGCUCGGCGAGCCUGAGUUCAAGUACGUGGGCAACAUGCACGGGAACGAGGUGCGUGGCCGUGAGUUGAUCCUGCUCCUGGCGCAGUACCUGUGUGGGGAGUACAAGGCCGGGAACAGCCGCAUCGUCAGUCUGGUCCAGAACACCCGCAUCCAUCUCAUGCCCACCAUGAACCCAGACGGAUUUGAAGUCGCCGCAAACCAGGGCCCCGACGAUAACGGCUGGACCACCGGUCGGGAGAACAUGCAGGGACUCGAUCUGAACAGGAACUUCCCUGCGCUGAACAGCAUCGCGUACAGCGGAGAGUCGUCCGGUACCAACCAGGACCACAUCGCCAUCCCGUCCUCCUACUGGUCCGGCACGGUUGCCCCCGAGACAAUGGCGAUAAUCACCUGGCUCCAGUCUUAUCCCUUCGUUCUGUCCGCAAACAUGCACGACGGUGACCUGGUCGCAAACUACCCGUACGACUUGUCCAAGAGGGGCAAUCAUGCCUACACGGCUACCCCGGACGACGCCCUGUGGAUCAGCCUGGCCAGUACUUACGCGCAGGCGCACAGUACCAUGGCUACCGUCGGCGGCGGCUCGUGCGGGUUCCAGGACCAGGGAGGCAUCACGAACGGAGCUGACUGGUACAGUGUGGAGGGAGGAAUGCAGGACUUCAACUACCUGCACACCAACUCCUACGAGCUGACUCUGGAGCUGGGCUGUGACAAAUAUCCACCUGAGUCCGAGCUCCCCAUGGAGUGGAACUACAACAAGGAGGCCCUCCUCGCAUACAUGGAACAGGUCCACAUCGGAAUCAAGGGUGUGGUCAGAGACACCAACGGAAAUGGCGUUCCUGACGCCAAGAUCAAGGUUCAGGGUAACAUCCAUGGCGUCAAUUCCGCUGCCGAUGGUGACUACUGGCGCCUGCUGCUGCCGGGUACCUACAGCGUCACCGUCACCAAGGGCCAGGCCACGCAGACCAAGUCCUGCACCGUGACCAGCGGCGCCGCCACCACCUGUGACUUCACGCUGGACGCCGCCGCUAUCAAUGUGUCCGCUGAUACAGCUGGAACCGCUACGGGACCCGGCAACAACGGGGGCAACAACAACCACCACCCCUUCAACAACCAUCACCCCUUCUUCAACCAGAACUGGUAA
Molecule: messenger RNA, 2985 nt
Organism: Branchiostoma belcheri (Belcher's lancelet)
Lineage: Eukaryota; Metazoa; Chordata; Leptocardii; Amphioxiformes; Branchiostomatidae
Product: carboxypeptidase D-like
Exons: 16
Coding region: 139-2985 (948 amino acids)
Biological process (GO): proteolysis
Molecular function (GO): zinc ion binding; metallocarboxypeptidase activity
Source: RefSeq, a predicted model, not a curated record